Sycon ciliatum is the source of this 1413-nucleotide messenger RNA. RefSeq lists its product as uncharacterized. The record is from RefSeq and is a predicted model, not a curated record. The transcript is spliced from 4 exons. Bases 199 to 651 code for a protein of 150 amino acids. NCBI's taxonomy places the organism in Eukaryota, Metazoa, Porifera, Calcarea, Leucosolenida, Sycettidae.
GGUCAGCGAGCUUCAAUAUUUUUUCUAUCCGACAGUCAAAAGUAACUAACUUUGCAAUUUCCGUUCAGCUAGCGGCUACCUAGUCAUAUACCUACCUAGUUUGUUGUUCGGACUCCAGUCUCCGUCCAAUCUCCGUCCAGUCUCUGUCCAGUCUCCGUCCAGUCUCCGUCCAGUCUCCGUCCAAUCUUCGAAGCACCCAUGAUGGAUCACCUCCGCACAGAAGGACAGUCCCCAAGGCGCACCCAAGCGCGUAUCCGACGUGCCUGUUCUUCGGAGACAUGUAAAACGAUAUGCUUGGUGCUCUUUUUCCUCUUGACGGUGUGCGUCUUUUCCGUCGAGAUUGUCUUCGCUGUCUCUGCUUCGAAAAAGAAGGCAAUCUGGUGGCUUCAGGUCUGCAUGUAUAUACCUGUAGUCAUGAUGGUGUACCUGAUGUAUUUCCUCUGGUUUCGAAGGAGAGAGGCCUACGAACAACAGCAUUGUCAGCUGCGAAAUCUAGAACGUGGCUUGAUACUAGUGGACGAGGAGAAUGGACUGCAGUCUCUUUCACGCCUCGUGUUACCACCGAGUAUAAGGGCAGCAGUUGCGCAUACCGCUGAAAGUUUAGGAAAUGCGUCCAUCAUUGCGUCUGAUGUGGAAGCAGGCCAAGUGUGAGCAUCUUCUACAGCAGAACAAAGAGCUCGCCGUAUACAUAACCUGGUUAGUGCAGCCGUGAGGUGAAACCGCAGGCCGGGGCCGCACCAGAGCUUCCUCCAACCAAGAGGCACAUUCUCACAUCUGAAGGUGCGGCAGCAUCAUCAGGUACCAACCCCUUGGUUGGCUUUGACGACAGUUUUGUGCCACCACCAACCCGCACUGCCAUGACAGCGCAGAAUGGAGCACCGACGUCUCUAGCCAUGCACAGCAAGAAACCGAGCUCUUCAGACUCUGAGUCUGAGUCAGACAAUGAGGAAGAAGGCACCGAGGUUGCCUCCAUUCGAACAGCUGGCACUGAGUUUUCUCCCACGCCGUAUGGCCGACUGGGUGAUAGUACUACGGACGAUGAGCUUGAUGGACAGUAUGCGAAUGCAAUAAGUCAAAUUGUUAACAAUACAUACGUCUUGCACAAUGGCUCAUUAAUCAGUGCCUUCUUUUAUGUAGAAUCGGUUUAUUAUUUUUCUCAAAAUACUUUGUGAAAUGCAAAAUGGAGGCUUUCACAACUGCUUCGAAGAAUGUUUGUUGCUGCUAAGUUACGUUCAUUGGUCCUUUUUCCCUAUAAAUCAUUUGGCUCUCCAUCCGAGUCUAAGUUACAUUCUGCGAACUACAGAAAACCGCCAUGUUUAUUGUGUACUUAAAAAAAGCAGUUGUCUAUGCAGAUAGCUAUAAAGUGAUGUUUCAGUUGACAGCACAUGUAUCAGUAUUCAGCAAUAAGACUCG